Messenger RNA from Arabidopsis thaliana (thale cress), 2156 nucleotides. RefSeq names its product serine carboxypeptidase-like 20 (gene scpl20). The transcript is spliced from 13 exons. Gene Ontology annotation, molecular function: serine-type carboxypeptidase activity. Lineage: Eukaryota; Viridiplantae; Streptophyta; Magnoliopsida; Brassicales; Brassicaceae. The record is from RefSeq and is marked reviewed. The coding region runs from base 325 to 1818 and encodes 497 amino acids. Gene Ontology annotation, cellular component: extracellular region. Gene Ontology annotation, biological process: proteolysis.
CGCAGACGCAAUCACCAUUUUCUUUAUAGAAAUGCUCAAAAUCGUGCCUUUUAAGGAAACUGUUGCUUUGCAGAAUCACAAAAUCUAUAUACCAACCAUAAGUUUCCAAAUUUUGUUCUAAAAAUCAAAAAAAUUCAUAUCAUCUUUUUGUCUUUUUUUACCAGAAUUUCAUCCUUAUUUCGUGCUAAAUCAUUUUCCAAACAUUCAUAAUACUUUUUGUUGGUUUAUGGCCAACUAACAAAAUAUCCUCUAGAUUUUCUUCUUUGUGUUAGUCUAUAUAAAGCAAUACCACAGUGAUCCUCUUUUUUAAUUCAUUCUGUGUUUAUGUCAAUAAUCACAAUGGUUUGGUUAAUGAAAGUUUUUGUCUUUGUGACAUUACUCUCUUUAGUGUUUGUAAUAACAGAAUCAGCUCCUGAAUCUGCUCUUAUCACCAAACUUCCUGGUUUCGAAGGCACUUUUCCUUCGAAACAUUACUCCGGGUAUGUGACAAUUGAUAAGGAACAUGGAAAGAAUCUAUGGUAUUACUUUAUUGAAUCGGAGAAGAAUCCAUCGAAAGAUCCGGUGGUGCUUUGGCUCAAUGGUGGUCCAGGUUGUUCAAGCAUGGAUGGAUUUGUGUAUGAGCAUGGUCCAUUCAAUUUCGAACUACCAAAGAAAAACAAUAGUCUCCCACUCUUGCAUCUUAAUCCUUAUAGUUGGUCCAAGGUCUCUAACAUUAUAUACCUUGAUUCUCCUGUUGGUGUGGGAUUCUCUUACUCAAACAAUAAGUCUGAUUACAUAACCGGUGAUAUUAAAACCGCGGUUGACUCUCACGCGUUCCUUCUCAAGUGGUUCCAAAUGUUUCCUGAGUUUCAAUCAAAUCCUUUUUUCAUCUCUGGAGAAUCUUACGCCGGAGUUUAUGUCCCAACUCUUGCUUCAGAAGUUGUCAUAGGGAACAAAAAUGGAGUAAAGCCGGCUCUUAACUUCAAGGGGUAUUUGGUUGGAAAUGGAGUUGCGGAUCCGAAGUUUGAUGGAAAUGCUUUUGUCCCGUUUGCACAUGGGAUGGGACUAAUCUCUGAUGAACUCUUUGAGAACGUUACAAAAGCUUGCAAGGGAAAUUUCUAUGAAAUAGAGGGACUCGAGUGCGAGGAACAGUAUACGAAAGUUAACGAUGAUACUAACCAGUUGAAUAUAUACAACAUUCUUGAGCCAUGUUACCACGGAACAUCGCUAUCUGCAUUCGACAUUAGAUCGCUUCCUUCAAGUCUCCUUCAGCUAGGCAAAACUGAAAAACGGUUACCUAUAAGAAAAAGAAUGUUUGGUCGAGCGUGGCCAGUUCGUGCGCCUGUUCAUCCAGGCAUUGUCCCUAGCUGGUCUCAACUUCUUGCCGACGUCACUGUUCCUUGCAUUGAUGAUAGAGUUGCAACAGCGUGGUUGAACGAUCCAGAGAUUAGGAAAGCUAUUCAUACUAAAGAGGAGAGCGAGAUUGGAAGGUGGGAACUUUGCAGUGGGAAACUCUCAUUCUAUCACGACGCAGGAAGCAUGAUCGAUUUCCAUAGAAACCUUACACUAAGUGGAUAUAGAGCUCUCAUUUACAGCGGGGAUCACGAUAUGUGUGUUCCGUUUACUGGCUCGGAAGCUUGGACAAAAUCUCUUGGAUACAAAGUUAUUGAUGAAUGGAGGGCAUGGAUAUCAAAUGACCAAGUCGCGGGGUAUACGCAAGGAUAUGCAAACAAUCUCACAUUUUUAACCAUCAAGGGUGCAGGACAUACGGUUCCUGAGUACAAACCGCGGGAGGCUUUAGACUUCUAUAGCCGAUUUCUAGAAGGAAGCAAGAUUUAAGAGAGCUGUCUCAUCAGUUUCAUAUUCUGUGCUGUAUUUAAAAGUGAUCAUCUUAUAGCAAUAUAGAAUCUUGAUUGAUUUGAAUAAGAAAGAUAUAUUCUUCAACUCAUUAUUCAACAUAGUAAAAAUCAUUUACCUCUAUACUUGUAGCAGAAUGCAUGCCGUUUCUACUUUCCACGUUUGAAUUGUGCGCCGUUACACUAAAAAGCGUAAACUGUAACGUACGUUUCAAAAAACAUUUGGAGACUAAUGCAAAUUUACUUACAUGUUAGACAAUUUCAAAUCAAUCUGUUCUUAAUGAAUAGGAUGAACUGGUUGUAUUCUCAAGAUUGUUUCCA